Messenger RNA from Strongylus vulgaris, 1311 nucleotides. Lineage: Eukaryota; Metazoa; Nematoda; Chromadorea; Rhabditida; Strongylidae. The record is from the annotation of a GenBank genome assembly.
AUGGAUCGCGACUCCAGUCAACUAGAAUGUGCUUGGCAGAUCAAGGCACCUAUAGGCAAACGAGUUCUUCUCAUUGUGGAUACCUUGGCCAUAUUCCAGAAGACUGAAGCCAGCUGCCAAUACAACAACGAUGAGAAGGAGGAGUUUGCUGGGAUGGCGAUCUUUUCUGGAGCUUCAAAUCGCUCAGGAUAUCCACAGUACACAGCGUGUACGAGUAUAAAGAAUCUUACCUACAGAUCACAUACAAAUGAGUUAUUCUUGUUGUUAAAGUACUCUAUGAAAUCAGUAAUGCCAGAUGGUGAAGGCUACUUUUUCCUCGCUAAUGUCACAUUUACUGAUGCGGACAUCAAUAAUCGAGAUGAGUGUGGAGGAGUUGUCGAAGUCUCCUCCGCACAACCGUCUGUCAUUCACUCUCCGCGAUACCCAGAAGAAUACGAACGGGGUACUGAGUGUCAGUGGUUAUUUAAGAGUCCACCUGGCUACUAUCUGAUCUAUAAAAUAAAAGAAUACAUCACACCAAAUGCUCAUGAACAGCAAACUGAGAAAAAAUGGAUGCCAAGGGCAAUGAACAACUUGACGUGCCAGGAUCCUCUUCCACUUAUUGAAGGAGCUCUUACCAUUUAUGGAGGAAACAAUACAAACGCGGAGAAGAUUGAGCGAAUAUGUCUGGAUAUCGAGGAGCCUAAAGAAGUUCCUGUAUUCGCGACUGAGUCUUUGGUUACAUUCCGUGGAGCAGCCACAGCGAGGAUACACAUGACAGGCGAAGAUCAGCAUUUGAAGAAGGUUGGAUUCCUACUCGAGGCUAGAACUGCUUGCGGAGGGUUAGUGCUAGCUGAUGAUGUGGAAGGUGUCAUGACAUUCAGUGAUUUGGAGGAAGAAGUGUGCAACAUAACCAUACGCAAAAAAGAUGAAUCUGCAUCCGGUAUCUAUGUCCGCCUGGAUGAAUUUAUUAGCCGUGGAAUUACGAAACACCGCAGUAACGAUAUGAUAUUUGGCAAUAGCUUCAUUGAUAUUCAGAUAGAUGGUGGUGAAAUAAUGUCCCGGGAAGCCAAAGGACCAUACCUUAUUGAAACUUCCACAACCCAUGAGGAAUUCCGCGCCAAAAAUGAAAUCAAAAUCGCUUUUGUGAAGAAGAACUCCUUGCUUGCUGCGAGAGUUGUGAUCGCGUACUCAACAGUAAUUGACAAUUGCGGCGGUGAGAUCACAUCUCGAGAAGGAUUCAUUAGUAUACCAGAAAUCGACGGCGAUUUUGACUGUGUGUGGACUUUAAGGGAGAAUCCUGGCAACGGAGUGAGAGCAUCCGUAACGUGA